This is a messenger RNA of Chanos chanos (milkfish), 96 nucleotides long. RefSeq names its product sarcolipin (gene sln). The record is from RefSeq and is a predicted model, not a curated record. The transcript has a single exon. The coding region runs from base 1 to 96 and encodes 31 amino acids. Gene Ontology annotation, cellular component: membrane. Gene Ontology annotation, molecular function: enzyme regulator activity. Lineage: Eukaryota; Metazoa; Chordata; Actinopteri; Gonorynchiformes; Chanidae.
AUGGACAGGUCCGCACAGGAACUUUUCCUCAACUUCAUGGUCGUUGUCAUCACUGUGCUUCUCAUGUGGCUGCUGGUGAAAUCCUAUCAGGACUGA